AUGAACAAAAAUGGAACAGCUAAAAUGAAUGAUAAUCAAAUAAGAGCCGAAGGUAGAAGGUUAUUUAAACGCUUCUAUAACAUUCCUGAUGGUGUUAAUCCUAAAACUCGUAGAAGUUAUUUAAAUGAAGCCAUAGAUGUAUAUGAAGGAUUUGACAUUUCAUCAGAAAGUGAGAGGUUAGCAAGAAUGUUAAAUGUUAAUAUUGAUUUCUAUUAUUGUGAUCCUCAACCAGAAGACGUAGACAUUAACAAGGUAGACUUUCCAUUAGUGGAUUCAAUAAUGAUAGAUCCAGAAUUUGAAACAAUAAAUAUUUUAUUAACACAGAGUCCAUGUGGAAAACUUCACGCUGACAGAAUAACAGACGUUGAAGCACUCACCGGCUAUAAAGUUUGCCCCUUUUGCAAAGAAGAAGUAUAUUCUAUCCGUGAUGAUCCAGAAAGGAAAAACCAAAGAAGAUUUUUAAAACAUUGUGAGAAAUGUAAAGAAAAUAAUGGAAGAUUAAUUCAAGACGUUCAAUUGCAAAACACACAGCAACCAUAUGCACCACAUAUUACGAAACAGAAGAUAUAUCAGUGGUUAUUAGCUCACAAUUUGCAAGAAUAUUAUCAACCGACAAGAUAUUAUAUUACUUUUGACUUUGAAACAUUAGAGACUAAAGAAGAACUUCAACUUUCUGAAUGUGCAACUUUGAACGCUUACUUAAAACCAUUUAUGGUAUCAUCAACUGUCAAAAUAAAGCCGCAAAGCGGUGAGGACGUAGACCGUGAUAAAACAUUUACGAGGAAUUUUUGCUUAACAUCAAGUGAUUCGUUCAUCUCUGAUUGGAUUGAAUUUUUAUUUUCAACCUGUUCAUUAGUUGCUAAAUCAAAUAUUGAACAAUAUGAAGAAUUAAUGAAUACAUUAAAUGAAAAACAGAAGGAAGCAUUUAAAGAACUUCUAGAUGAGGAAUUCAAUAAAGUGAAUAUCAUAGGUUUUAAUUCGGGAAAGUUUGAUUUAAAUUUAAUUCUUCGUGAUUUAAAUACUGCAAAAUGGAAGAUAAAAUCAAUGCUGGGUUCAUCUUCACAAUUUAAGCAAAUCAUUGUAAAGAAAACAAACGUUCCAUAUGAAUUGAGAUUUAUUGACAUCAGAAAUUAUAUAGCGGGUGGAACAUUAGACCAAUUCACUCAAGAUUUCGGAAACAAUAAAUCACGUGUUAAAUCCUUUUUCCCUUAUCAAUUCAUCACAUGGGAGAAUUACGAAGAUGAAUUAUAUAAAAAGGAACCAUUCACUCAAGAUUCAUUUUAUUCAGCAUUAACCCAAGAAACUAUAUCAGAUAGUGAUUAUCAAAUAUAUCUCAAUGAUGCUAAAAAUUUUGAGAAUAGAUUAGAAUAUUUUAUUCAUUAUUGCAAUAAAGAC
Messenger RNA from Trichomonas vaginalis G3, 1395 nucleotides. Its product is annotated as DNA/RNA polymerase superfamily. The transcript has a single exon. Lineage: Eukaryota; Parabasalia; Trichomonadida; Trichomonadidae. The record is from RefSeq and is a predicted model, not a curated record. The annotation marks the transcript as partial.